AUGUCAGGCUCAAACAAGAAUGGGACCAACAAGAAUGGAGGCCUAGAGAAGGGAUCCAGUGUUCCUCCCAAGAAGGAAGCGACGGGGUCCUUGAAGGAUAUGGAGAGAAAGCGUCGUCAGGUGUUUAAACCCGUGCUUGAUAACCCUUUCACUCAAUCCAGCUUAUGGCCCUUCGUGGAGCCCGAGAUAGCUGGCACGAUUGUGGACUCAUUGAGUGCUAUCCUCUCAGGGUUGGGAUCAUACAACAGAACAGUGCAGGAAGCAGCCAGGCUAGACAAAGGGAGCAAACAGACCCCUCCCGAACCGGAAAUCAAACAGCACAUCACCAUCGGUUUCAAUUCCACCGUCGAAGCAUUGGAGAAGCAGGCUUCCAUUCAUAGACAUCGACUUACUACCAAAAAGCACAAGCCUGGCAAACAGGGACGGUACUUGAAGUAUGUGUUUGUGACCAAGUAUGACAUCACACCAGCCGUUUUGACCAACCAUUUUCCAGUUUUGGCGUUCACGGCAUCUUCGAGCACGGAAAAUAAGGUGAAACUCGUGCAGUUGCCCAGAGGAAGCAUGGCAAAGUUGUCGGAGGUUCUUCACAUGGAAAACACUGGCAUUUUGGGUUUUGAAGCACACAUAAAAGAGGCCCAAUUUUUGUUCAAAUACGUGGAUGAGCAUAUCAAGGACGUAGAAGUACCCUGGUUGGACGGUCUCUUCGACCCAGAUAAUGGCGACUUCUUCUCGAAGCCGGCGUUGAGUUUCCUCAGCACUUCCGCCCCAAUAUUGCCCAAAAAGAACGACCAGAAGGCGAAGAAAAAACAGGCCACAACCCUGGAGCCUCCCAAGCCAACGGAGGAUAAUAAGAAGCAGAAGCCCGACUCCUGA
Molecule: messenger RNA, 873 nt
Organism: Suhomyces tanzawaensis NRRL Y-17324
Lineage: Eukaryota; Fungi; Ascomycota; Pichiomycetes; Serinales; Debaryomycetaceae
Gene: POP3
Product: Pop3p
Exons: 1
Coding region: 1-873 (290 amino acids)
Biological process (GO): tRNA processing; nuclear-transcribed mRNA catabolic process, RNase MRP-dependent; rRNA processing
Cellular component (GO): nucleolar ribonuclease P complex; cytosol; ribonuclease MRP complex
Molecular function (GO): ribonuclease MRP activity
Source: RefSeq, a predicted model, not a curated record